UCCAUCUGCAGCCUUCCCUUCGACCCUCGCCCCGCUCUCUCCAGUAACAACAUCGAAUUCCUCCCUCUGCUUGUCCUGAUCUAUUCCAGCCGCCAACGUUUCGAAAGCGCUUAGAAGAUCAUCCCUCAGGUCCUCCCAGUUCUCCACACCAACACUGACGCGUAACAACCUGGGGUCAACGCCUGAGUCCGACAUGCGGCGCCACUCAAUCAGACUCUCGACCCCGCCGAGACUGGUCGCAUGGUGGAAAAGAGCAAGUUCAGAGGGUAAACGGCGCGCUUGCUCAUCGGUGUGCGUAGUGAAGGCGAAGACGGGUCCGUAACCAUUGGGCAUUUGCUUAGAGAGCCACGAAUUGUUGGAGGAGGCGGCCUGUAAGGAAGCGAACACCCGCUCCUCCCUCAAGGCCCUCGCUUGUGCCUUUCCUUUCUCACCACGCUUCACUGCCAAGAUUCCGCAUAGCAUGUCGCUGUGGCCGCCGAUAUACUUGGUCCCGCUAUGCAUGACUACAUCCGCGCCCCAAGCGAAAGGAUCUUGGAGACCUGGUGGGCCAAAAGUAGCGUCGACGCUGAGGAUAGCCCCGCGGGCGUGGGCGCGAUCGGCAUAGUGUUGUAUGGAGAAGGCUUCGCCCGUUGGGUUCAAUGGGGUUUCCACAUGUACAAUAUCGCCCUGGCCGAUUCCAGCAGCAUCCCAAGCAGCCUCAUCGGCAUGUAGAUCAACGGUGCGCAAGCCGUGCAUCUUGGAGUGCAGAGAUAUUACGCCGUGGCAGCCAUGAUAGCCCUCGGAGAUGGCGAUAACCUUGGGGACUACAUUGACGAGAAGGGCGUGGAAGGCCGAGAGUCCGCUAGUGUAGCUGAGUACAUGAUUGCUGAGCUGCUCGAUAUCUUCGCCUUCUGCUGAAGCCGUAGGGAAAAUGAGGGGCGUGAGGAUGGUUUCGAGUCGAUUGAUGUUAGACGACGUGAGACGAGAGUAUACGAGCGGAGAUUGGAGAUUGAGGUAUUCGCCUUCGACGGGAACUGGCUGUAGAUCGGAGACGUUACGUGAGUAGCGGAAGGUGGUGGAGGUGUGAAUGGCUGGGGCAACAUCGGUGAGAGUAUUGAGACGGUUGUCAGCGUGGAUGGCAGCUGUAGCGGCGUGAAGAGGUGCCAUGGGGAAUGGCUUUAGUACGACAAGCGGUAUGGAGACGAAUUUCGAGUGAAGAAGUAAAAUCAAGUGCACCUUGAGGC
Periconia digitata is the source of this 1223-nucleotide messenger RNA. NCBI's taxonomy places the organism in Eukaryota, Fungi, Ascomycota, Dothideomycetes, Pleosporales, Periconiaceae. The record is from the annotation of a GenBank genome assembly.